AUGUUGAACCCUCAAUCACCGCCGUCGGACAGCACGCAGCAUCACCAAUACGAGGAGGCAACUGUGGGUACGUGGGACCAUACGGAAACCCAGCCUGAGGGAAUCCUUAAGGAUGAUGGUGACGAUGGUAUCACAUCUAGAGGGGAUCUCAACAUGUCCCCGGCCGCCCCUCUAGUCCCACUAGCGGCAACGAAACAAUCCCACCGAACACAGUAG
Perkinsus marinus ATCC 50983 is the source of this 216-nucleotide messenger RNA. RefSeq lists its product as hypothetical. Bases 1 to 216 code for a protein of 71 amino acids. NCBI's taxonomy places the organism in Eukaryota, Perkinsozoa, Perkinsida, Perkinsidae. The record is from RefSeq and is a predicted model, not a curated record. The transcript has 2 exons.